CACAUUUUCCAGUUUCAUCCUGAGAAAUUCAUCAGAGUGAAAUACCUCUGAUUUUUGUGAAAUAUUCCUAAGAUUGGUGGGUGGAAGGCGCAAAAAAAAGUGUAGGACAAUGAAGUUUCAGAUAAUGUCUCUGAUUCUUGCUGCGGCAAGCGUCGGAGCACUUGAGAUUUCGUCCGUCCUGGAUGCCGCAGCCUCCCCUAAGGUGGCCACACUCGGCUGCCACAGACGCAUCUACACCUACCGCGUAACGCAAACUGACCACAAGGGACGUGAGUGCUGGGAUGAUGUGAGCGUCAUGAGUUGCUGGGGCAGAUGCGAUUCCAAUGAAAUUUCCGACUGGAAAUUCCCCUUCAAGCGUUCCUACCAUCCUGUCUGUGUCCAUGCUGGACGUUCUCCGGCUGUUGCUGUCUUAAAGAAUUGCCAUCCAGAUGUUGAGCCUGAAACUAGACGGUAUCACUACACAGAAGCCGUUGCUUGCCACUGUCAGACAUGCUCAACACAGGACACCAGCUGUGAAGCUCCCAAGGAAACACACAAUGAAUCGGCUGUGAAGGUGUUAGCUCUCACUGGACCAGUUCCCGAUGAUCUGGAUUACUAGAAACUCAUAAAAAAAUCUAUUGACCAGAGCCUGAGCAAGACAUUCAUCAAUAAAUCCUGCAAAUGAUAAUACGCUCUUUUUCACGAAGGGAUAUUAAUUUGUUCUCAGAUCAAAAUAGUGGACUAGUUAUUUGAAUUCUAGAAAUUCCGAAUUCAAACCCCUUAUUUCGGAAAGUAUCUCACUUCUGAACAUGUUGUACAUUUAACAAUUUAACGUAAAAAAGUGGUUAUUUUCACGUAACGUAAUUUAUCAAAAUCGUUCUUCUUCUUACAAAAUUUACACUUCACACUUAAUCCAAAAGAAUUUUGUGCUUUAUUUUCCUCUCAUUUUGAAUAACCUUGCAUGAUCCUCAUUUUAGUUUUUUUCAGGUUCGAUCGUUAAAUAGAUCUGGGGAUCGUAUUUCUCAAUAGAUUUGACUAAAGUUUGAUUAAUUUGAAAGGCCUUAGAAGUCUCCAUCAUCUUUGGAUCAUUACCGAAAGAAUUAUCUAACUCCCCUAUUUACUUAAGAAAUAAUUACGUUAUUCUUCCCUUAUUACGCCACUUGGGUAUGAAUAAGCAAAAACAGCCCAAGUAAAACAAUUUUGCGGAUUUUUCUUGCUCAGACUUUUUCCAUAAGAAACUUUUGCAUCAACCAUUGGACAUUCUUUCAGGUUUUUUUGUAGCCACCUUGAGAUGAAUUGUACUAAGAAAUUACUAAGCACCUGACUCUAAACAAAAAUGUAAAAAAAAUGCAAGAAAUCUCAAUAAAAUUUUGUGCAUAGAAA
Phlebotomus papatasi is the source of this 1362-nucleotide messenger RNA. RefSeq names its product thyrostimulin beta-5 subunit (gene Gpb5). The transcript is spliced from 2 exons. The record is from RefSeq and is a predicted model, not a curated record. Gene Ontology annotation, biological process: G protein-coupled receptor signaling pathway. NCBI's taxonomy places the organism in Eukaryota, Metazoa, Arthropoda, Insecta, Diptera, Psychodidae. The coding region runs from base 110 to 598 and encodes 162 amino acids. Gene Ontology annotation, molecular function: hormone activity. Gene Ontology annotation, cellular component: extracellular region; cytoplasm.